UUUUUGAACAGUAUCAAAGGUCGCGACUAGCGUUUGUACAGUCUAUUUCUGAUCUAGCUAAUCGCUCUCAAAACAUUGAUCUGCUAACUAAAUUUGAUAUUUUUGCUUUCCUGAACCCAUUACUUAAUGACUCGAUGCCAACAAUUCAACAGAUUGCAGCAGGGGCUAUUGGAAAAAUUGCAGGCUAUUCUAAAGCGGCAGCUUCGCUGGCACUUGAAUCAAAGACCGUAUCUCUUUUGAUUUGUUCUUCGGGAAUGGAUCACAGAUUCUACAAAAGAUCGGCAUUAAUUGCCUUGCAGUCAAUUUCAAAACACUCACCUGAGAUGGCCUCUGCGAUUAUUCGAUGUGAGGCCUUAACAGUAAUUAAUGCAUGCUUAGAGGAUUUUGAUCUCUAUGUAAAAGAAAAUUCAAUAGCAUGUGUUAGUAGCCUGGCUCGACAUAAUGAGGACUUAGCACAAGCAGUUGUUGACUCUGGAAGCUUGCCACCUAUAAUACUCUGCUUGCAGGAGCCAGAUGUUAACUUAAGACGAGUAGCAGCUACCGCCUUGGGAGAUAUCGCCAAGCAUUCGAUAACUUUAGCGCAAAAUGUCGUCGACGCUUCUGGUAUUUGGCAUUUGGUGCAACAGACUACAAAUACGUGUUCCAAAUUGAAGAAACAAGCGUUCUCUGCAUUGGCUCAUAUCGGAAGACACACACCGGAUUUCGCUGAGCUGAUAUUGGAAUCAGGAGUAUUUCCACAAGUCCUAGUUUCCAUGAAAGAUAAAGACAUAAACCUCCGAAGAGAAGCAGCCAAUCUUGUUCGGGAGCUGUGCAAGCAUACUUUUGAGAUGUGCCAGACAGUAGUGAAUUCAGGCGGGAUUAAUGCACUGGUGGACUUUUUGGAUGAAGCCAAAGGACACACACUCCUGCCAGGCAUAAUCGCUUUGGGCUAUAUUGCAGCUCACUCGGAUUCGAUGGCAGCUGCGGUUAUUAAAGCUUUUGCUCUUAUUCAGCUAAAGAACAUCCUUCAAGAGGAGAAAGACGAGAUUAAGGCAGCGACUGUAUGGACUAUCGGACAAAUUGGCCGACACAGUGCAAACCACGCCGGUGCUGUGUCCGACACUGGCUUACUUCCAAUCAUACUUUCAUGUUAUCUUAACCCUGAUAGCUCAGAUGAAUUGCAAGAAAAGUCAAAAACAUGUCUCAAACAGGUUCUUGAGAAGUGCAAUGAUAUGGAAUCACUCCAGUCGCUCUUGCAUAAUUCACCGCCCAACAUUCUUAAGUAUGUUUUGGCGCAGUUCAGCAAGCUUUUGCCCCGAAACGCAAAAGCCAGGCGUGAAUUUGUUGUAAGCGGAAGUUUAAGAAAGAUCCAGGAGAUUAAUACGGAACCUGGAUCAGCACUGAGCACACACAUAGCUGCUAUAAACAACUGUUUUCCUGACGAUGUCGUGAAGUUCUACUCACCAGGAUACCCCGAAGCAUUGUUGGAACGCGUGGAGGCUUACCAACAAAAUCACUGA
Messenger RNA from Mesocestoides corti, 1499 nucleotides. Lineage: Eukaryota; Metazoa; Platyhelminthes; Cestoda; Cyclophyllidea; Mesocestoididae. The record is from the annotation of a GenBank genome assembly.